Molecule: messenger RNA, 2064 nt
Organism: Prinia subflava (tawny-flanked prinia)
Lineage: Eukaryota; Metazoa; Chordata; Aves; Passeriformes; Cisticolidae
Gene: KRT7
Product: keratin 7
Exons: 9
Coding region: 105-1580 (491 amino acids)
Biological process (GO): keratinization; intermediate filament organization
Cellular component (GO): keratin filament
Molecular function (GO): structural constituent of skin epidermis
Source: RefSeq, a predicted model, not a curated record
GAUAAAAGGGGAGGCAGCGGGAGCGCUCUCACUCCCCCGGGCUCCGGCGCAGCUUCCCCCGAGCUUUGCGAGAGCGAGGCAUCCUCAGGCACCCUCUGCGCAGCAUGUCCCGCUCGGUGACCUUCAGCUCCCGCUCGGCCGCGGGGCCGGCGCUCAGCCAGGUGCGGGUCAGCUCCGUGUCCUCCACCCGCAGCUCCGGCCUCGGCCGCGCCGGCGGCUUCGGCAGCGCCAGCCUCUACAGCCUGGGCUCCGGCAAGAGGGUCAGCCUGGGAGGGGGCAGCUCCUUCAGCGUCCGCUCGGGCUACGGCUAUGGGGGAGCGGGCUUCGGGGGCAGCCUCAGCCCCGGCGGCAUCCAGGAGGUCACCAUCAACCAGAACCUGCUGACGCCCCUCAACCUGGAGAUCGACCCCAGCAUCCAGAGGGUCCGCAAGGAGGAGAAGGAGCAGAUCAAGACCCUGAACAACAAAUUCGCCUCCUUCAUUGACAAGGUGCGGUUCCUGGAGCAGCAGAACAAGAUGCUGGAGACCAAGUGGAGCCUGCUCCAGGAGCAGAAGACGACGCGGAGCAACAUCGCUCCCAUGUUCGAGUCGUACAUCGCCAACCUGCGGCGGCAGCUGGACGGGCUCCUGGCGGACAAGGGGCGCCUCGAGGGCGAGCUCAGGAACAUGCAGGACCUCGUGGAGGACUUCAAGACCAAGUACGAAGAUGAGAUCAACAAGCGCACGGCGGCCGAGAAUGAGUUUGUGGUGCUCAAAAAGGAUGUGGAUGCUGCCUACAUGAACAAAGUGGAGCUGGAGGCCAAGGUGGAUGCUCUGACAGAUGAGAUCAACUUCCUGAGGGCUUUCCAUGAGGCGGAGCUGAACGAGCUGCAGGCGCAGAUCUCGGACACCUCGGUGGUGCUGUCCAUGGACAACAACCGCAGCCUGGACCUGGACAGCAUCAUCGCCGAGGUGAAGGCGCAGUACGAGGACAUCGCCAACCGCAGCCGCGCCGAGGCCGAGGCCUGGUACCAGAGCAAGUACGAGGCACUGCAGGUGACAGCUGGCAAGCACGGGGACGACCUGAAGAACACCAAGAACGAGAUCACGGAGAUCAACAGGGUCAUCCAGAGGAUCCAGGGGGAGAUCGAGAACGCCAAGGCCCAGCGAGUGAAGCUGGAGGCGGCCGUGGCCGAGGCUGAGGAGCGCGGGGAGCUGGCCCUCAAGGACGCCAGGGCCAAGCUGGCCGAGCUGGAGGACGCCCUGCAGAAAGCCAAGGCCGACAUGGCCCGGCAGCUCCGGGAGUACCAGGAGCUGAUGAACGUCAAGCUGGCCCUGGACAUCGAGAUCGCGACCUACAGGAAGCUGCUGGAGGGCGAGGAGAGCAGGUUGGCUGGGGAUGGAGUUGGCAACGUCAACAUCUCCGUGGUCAGCUCCAGCGGCGGAUACUCCGGCUCCGGCGGGCUCCUGGCAGCGGGGCUGGGAGGCCUCAGCCUGACGCCAGGGAUGGGCAGCUCGGCGCUGGGGCUCUCCUCGGGAGGCUCCUCCAGGUCCUACACCGUCACCACCACCUCCUCCAGCCGCAGGAGCGUCAGGAAGUAGCUCCAGGGACGGAGCUCGGCGCUGCCAGCGCCCAGGAAAGGGAAACCGCGGAGAGAAAAGCCUCGGUGCCUUCUGCAGGAUGAAUUGGCUGCAAAAAUCCUGCAGUGCUGAGGCCCUGCCCUGCCCGGGCUUGAUCCUGCGCUCUCGGGUUUGAGCCGUUCCCCUGGGAGCAGGAUCAAGCCCGUGGGGUGGAAUUUAUCCCGGGAUGCAGGUGGGGUAUCCCUGCUGUUACCCCUGUGCUUGGUACCCCCUGCUCCGGGCUGGAUUUCACCCUUGGAAAGGCAAAUCCCACAUUUCUGCUGUGCUUCUGCAAAAGGCCAGAAGAUUCUUUCCCUCCUAACAGGAUUUGGAAGACUCCAAUCCCUCAGGGGCCUCAGCCCCUGCCUAGGGCUCACCCUGGGUUGGGUUUUUUAAAUUUAAAUAGGAAGAAAACCAUGAUAUAGGAAGAAAACGGGUUUGGGUCUCCCCUUAUUUUCUUUGGAAA